This is a messenger RNA of Colletotrichum acutatum, 459 nucleotides long. RefSeq names its product EthD domain-containing protein. The coding region runs from base 1 to 459 and encodes 152 amino acids. NCBI's taxonomy places the organism in Eukaryota, Fungi, Ascomycota, Sordariomycetes, Glomerellales, Glomerellaceae. The transcript has 3 exons. The record is from RefSeq and is a predicted model, not a curated record. Gene Ontology annotation, molecular function: oxidoreductase activity.
AUGGCUCCUCAUGUGGAUAUCUCGUCGAGUCCCGAGUAUACUGGCAAGCUAGGCCAGCCGAGCAGUCUGAUUUGUCUAACUAUCACGGCGUUCCGCAACCCAUCACUCGAUGAGAAAGAAUAUCGACAGUAUAUGACCAAGGUACACGCGCGGCUUGUGAGCCCCUUAAUGGAGGAGUAUGGCAUUCUUCGGUACAAUAUGACACACAACACCAAAGAGACAAGACCGAUGCUUUUUGAGCUUUACGACCCGCAAUUCUCGAAGCUUUCAGAGUACGACUCUAUUGUGCAGUUUGUUUUCAAGGACAUUGACGAUUUCAAACGUAUGAAGUCUGAUCCCAGAUUCAUCCGGGAAGUUGCCCCAGAUCAUGUCAAGUUUGCAGAUACGAAACGCUCAACCAUGACCGUCGGUUAUUUUGAAGAGUUCGUUAAAGAUGGCAAGGCCGUAGAAAAAGAUUGA